Molecule: messenger RNA, 805 nt
Organism: Rhopalosiphum padi (bird cherry-oat aphid)
Lineage: Eukaryota; Metazoa; Arthropoda; Insecta; Hemiptera; Aphididae
Exons: 8
Coding region: 121-597 (158 amino acids)
Molecular function (GO): odorant binding
Source: RefSeq, a predicted model, not a curated record
AAAGAAUUUUAUGCUUCAAAAACAAGCAGAUAUUGAAGCUAUGAACGCUACAAAUUUUGAAUACGAAAAUGACGAUCAAAACAAUCAAACAACACAUUAACUAUAAUCGGGUCACAUAAAAUGAAUUCUAUUUCAGUGAUAAUACCUGUAAGUGCUGAAAAAAAAUAUAACAACCAAAGCGAACUUAUAGAUGAUAUGUUAGAUAACGUGUUUCAGUGCAUGCAAGAACUGGACUUAAAUCCUGACGUUUGCGGUGAAUUGUUGUUAAAGGACAAAAACCACGACGAUAAGAGGUACGAUAACUGCAAGUGCCUCGGCCCGUGCGUUGGAAAGAAAAUGGGAACGAUGAACACGGAGACCGGCAAAUGGAACUGGGCCAAAUUGAAACAGUUAUCGGCUUUGUUGGAUAACGAAAUGCUCAAAAAUGAGGCAGAUAUAUUGCAAAAAAACUGCUUUGAUGAGGUAAACACUCACUGCGUCGCCGGUUACGCGUUCAUGAAAUGCGCCUUGGAACAUUCCCCGAUGGCUAAAGAUAUGGUCAAAAACUAUUUGUCCACCAAAGAAAACACUCCAAAUGAAGACGAAGCCGGAGAAUAACACAAUACAUACCUAAUAUUAUAAACAAUUGUACAAUACUUAAUAAUUAUUAUUAUAUAUUAUAAUGUAUACGCAGUUUAAUGCACUCAUAUAGUAUACGCUUCGUUAUGCGUUUCAAUUAAAAUAUAUACAAUAUAAAUAAAUACAUUAACACGAAAUCAUAAUAAUUUGUACAGAUUUAUAAAUACAUUUUUUUUUUUAAAUUUAA